Oldenlandia corymbosa var. corymbosa is the source of this 837-nucleotide messenger RNA. NCBI's taxonomy places the organism in Eukaryota, Viridiplantae, Streptophyta, Magnoliopsida, Gentianales, Rubiaceae. The record is from the annotation of a GenBank genome assembly.
AUGUCCUUAAUAUCUUCCAUCCAUGACAAGCUCUUGAAGCCCACUUCUUUCUUCGGCGUUAAAUUAUGGGUUGCAAUUGUAAUCUGCAUCGCUACAGGCUUCGUUUUAGCUUUAUCCAUCACCAUAUGCUGCUUCUCAAUCUCCCAACGCCGCCGCCCCCGCCGUGAUCAGUACCCCAGCUUCUCAACUAAACACGUGAUCACCUCCAAGAAGAACUCAUCGGUGUCUCCGGGAAUGAUGAACAAGCGCCUCCUGUCGCGUAAUGGUUGGGACAUCGAGAUGUGCAUUGAUACGAAACCGGGAAAACAGGUGGCGCAUUACGACCCACGCGCCGCCGUGGCACUCCCGGUUCGUCAUCAGCGAACCCCGUCAUCAUUUGGUAAAGUAUAUAGUCUGCAUGAGAUGGAAGUAGCCACUAAUUGGUUUGGAGAUGACUGCGUAAUGGGAAGUGGGGAUUAUGGAGUUGUUUAUCGGGGAUACCUGUUUGAUCAUACCCGGGUAGCUAUCAAGAAAUUACUAGCUAAUAGUGCCAGAACGAAGGAUUUGGCGGCGGAAGUGGAGUUAUUGUGGUGUAUGAGACACAAGAACGUGGUGAAAUUGCUUGGAUAUUGUACAGAGGGAAUGUUCAGUUUGCUGGUUUCCGAGUACGUGGACAAUGGGAAUCUCAAAGAGUGGCUGCAUGAGAAAAUGUGCAAACUUAGUCCUCUCACAUGGAAAAUCCGGAUGGGCAUCAUUCAAGGAAUUGCUAAAGGGUGUGAUGGCACUCUCUGCCAUUAUUAUGAAUUUAUCAAAGAAUUGGAUUUGUUUUGUUCGUUGUGGAUAACUCCUUUAUUAUGA